AUGAAGAGCACGAAAAAUGGAGAAGACACAGAGAGGGUGGACACGAACCAACGGGUGAUCCACCUGCAGCAGUGGAUGACCACCCUGUCUGAGCGGAAAAAAUGGAAAGAGUCAAUCUUGUGUAUUCACGGCAUAUACAACACAACAGGGGGGGAGAAGCAUAAUGGAGAGGACCCAAAAAAAUGUGGAAAUAAUUUUCCCCCGUGUCAAACUAAGGGGAUCAUAUAUGAACGAUUGUGUUUAGGAGUUCGCUACCUCGAAAUGGUUGUUCUGUUGAAUUUCGGAAUGGAGGAAGGAAAAAGUGAUCUGCGUUUCGCAUGCGGAGGUGGAUGCAUAUACAGCGCUAGUGACCUCAUGGAAGAAGUGGGCGUUUUUUUUUUGAGCAAUAAAAAGGAAAGAGUGGUCCUCUCAUUUUUGCUGCGCGGAGGGGAUAAUAAUGCAGAGGAUGACGAUAAGGAAAACGACAAUAAGGGAAACCACGAUAAGGACGAUGAAAAGGACGACGCAGAUAGCGCCACCCAACUGCUGGACGUCUACAUGUACCUGUACCUCCGCCGGGAGCUCAAGCACGCAGAAGGGGAUGAAAAUUACAGAGUCCUCUACUUCCUGAACGACAGGGAAAGAUUCCUCAACUUGGGAAAGUACCAGUUCGAUAUUGACCACUUCGUAAUUCGCAACUGGAUUUUUAAUAACAUGUCUUUGCUGCUCCCGUCGAGGAUCGUUCACAGGGGGGAAGAAAAUUCAGAGGGGGAGGGAGAAGAUAAGAGACUCGACGAAAAGGGGGGAAACGUACUGACGCCAUUGUUUGGGCCCCCCCAAAGGGAAAAGUCCACUCUGUUAAGUCUCCCACAGCAGCAUCACAUGUCUCUGUUCAGAUUGAAUUCGAUGCAGAAUGAUCAAGUGCCAAAUUUGUCAUCCAAAGUUUGCAUAAAGGGGAAGUUCCCCAAUAUCCUUAUAACCACACAGGGUGAUGACCAGUUGGCGGACUCAAAACAGGGGGAUUCGCUCCUUCCAAAUGAGAAUGCCCACAGAAGAACCAACACGAGGAGGUACUACAUCGAGUGGGAAGGAGACCACCACAGUGGUGGUACACUCCAUUCAGUGGAUACACAUGACGGUAACUUAACUUGGAGCGGAAAAUUCAUUGGCUCGAACAACCUGCCCUUAACCGAAUACGUCAUUGAUGUACCCAGACAGCAUAAACUACUGAGCUCUCCUUUUACAUUUUUAAAUAAAAAGUUGGUAUACCUCUGCCAGGAGGGAGAGUUGUUUAAAGGGAAGGAUAGCCACAGGGCGGACACUAACACUACAUACUAUGUGAUCAAGACGGGAAGGGACGGGCUAAAGGAUAAAACGGUGCAGAGCUACUUGGCCCAAUUUGCACAUCAAUUCAGUGCUGACGUGGGACCCUGCUGGAUAUGCAUCCUCGCGCAGGAUUUCCAUAUAAAGGACGUUUUCGACGUGAUUUGCGUGAAUUUUUGCACCCCCAAAGGGUGUUUGCGGUGA
Plasmodium coatneyi is the source of this 1506-nucleotide messenger RNA. RefSeq lists its product as uncharacterized. The coding region runs from base 1 to 1506 and encodes 501 amino acids. Gene Ontology annotation, biological process: lipid metabolic process. The transcript has a single exon. Gene Ontology annotation, molecular function: phosphoric diester hydrolase activity. Lineage: Eukaryota; Apicomplexa; Aconoidasida; Haemosporida; Plasmodiidae. The record is from RefSeq and is a predicted model, not a curated record.